This is a messenger RNA of Pelagomonas calceolata, 1196 nucleotides long. NCBI's taxonomy places the organism in Eukaryota, Pelagophyceae, Pelagomonadales, Pelagomonadaceae. The record is from the annotation of a GenBank genome assembly.
CUCGUACUAGCCAUAAAUCCGACGCUCUCCCAAGAAGAGAGAAGGAGCAAAGGACUCACGGCGUUUUGGGCAGCCCGCUUGCCGCCUCAAGACACGCCAUCAUCUAACCAUGGCGGACCCGGGCAGCCCCAGGGGCAGCGAGGCCUCGGCCAUCGACCUCACCUUCGCCCUCGAGGCGGCCGGGGAGACCCAACCCCAAAGGGCCUCGGACAAGGCAUCCGGGGAAUGGCUGCCCUUCACGGCCGCGGGCGACACGCCGACCUACGCCGCGGCCGUGAGCCCGACGCACGCGUCGCCGCUGCGGCGGCCGCGGUCGCGGGGCGUCAACGCGGUGUCCUUCGACACGGCGCCCGACUUAGGGGUGCUCGGCGGCUUCCGGAAAUGCGUCAACUGCGACCGGGCGGCGACGCGCUGGUGCAGCCGCGCGACCUGGCCCUCCUGGGCCGCGCCCGACGAAAGCAAGGCACGGGACCCGCGCGCGUGCACCGGCUCGCCGCUCAAGCGCCGCGCGGAGAAGCCGGCGUGCCCGACGACCGGCCCCAUCUUCUGCGACGCCUGCGCCGCCUCGAAAUAUAACGGUUGCGAGGCCUGCGGCGCGUUGGAGUCUGUGUGGAAAUCAACCAGUGCGACGGGUGCACGACAAUUCUUUACUAAGUCAUUUCUCGGCGAUGACGCGGCCGUCCUGGCUCUGUCGAGCGGUGAAGAACCGGCAUCACCACGCCAUCGAGCAGGCGUCGCGUCGAUGGCGUGGAGGACGACGCGACGAUUCAGCACGAACGCGCCGUAAAAUUUUGAUUUCCACACAGGUUGGAGUGCGACACGUGCGCGCGCGACACGGCGGCGCCCGCGGCCUUUGCCAAGUACUGCGCCGCCGAGACCCGCAAGGCCGCCGACGCCGGCGACUACCCGGCCUCGCCCAUCCGCCCCCACGCCUUCCGGGCCCUGCGGCCCCGGCCCUGCGACGCGUGCGGGAAAACCAAGUGCGUGGCGUGCUACCGCGAGUGCCGCCUCUGCCACAAGAUCGUCUGCGUGGCCUGCGUCUCGGCCAAACCCUACCUCUUCCGCAAGGACCUCUCCGCCUGCGAGCGCUGCGUCUACGACGCCGACGCCUUAGAGUCGGAUCCGUGCCACGGCUCCUUCCGCCACGCGCCUUGACUUUCAUCAAUCCGCGCGUCUAAGUUAGGCUACGUUCUCGG